This is a messenger RNA of Acomys russatus (golden spiny mouse), 1824 nucleotides long. RefSeq names its product ring finger protein 208 (gene Rnf208). The transcript is spliced from 2 exons. Gene Ontology annotation, molecular function: ubiquitin protein ligase activity. Lineage: Eukaryota; Metazoa; Chordata; Mammalia; Rodentia; Muridae. Gene Ontology annotation, biological process: protein ubiquitination. The record is from RefSeq and is a predicted model, not a curated record. Bases 651 to 1448 code for a protein of 265 amino acids.
GCCGCUGGAGCUACCGGAGCCGCUGGAGCCGGAGAGCCAAGGUGCGAGCGCCGCAUCCGGGCCUGCCUUUGAGACAACCUCUGCUGCGGCGGCGGCGCAGCCAGGGAACGCCAGGCUGGGGCAGCUCGGGCCUGGUGCAGGCCUCUCCAUUGCUGUUGCCGCGGAGCCUGCAGCCCAGGUCCUCCGGCAGCCAGGGAUCAGGCUAGCUGCCUUCCCUGGGCGCCCUGUCCUGGAGCCAUGGGGCCCACCUAGCCCCUGCCUGCCCAGAUGUCCCGGCCCAGGGACUGCUGACCUCUGCUACAGGAGGAGGCCCCUCCACGCCCCCUUGCCAGCCUCAGCAGACAGAGACCCUGGGUGAGCCUCUGGGUGAACCUCACAGCCCAAGACAGCCUCCCAUACCCCCUUGUCCCCGCCUGCUUCCCCCUCCCCCUCCUCUCCCUCCCCCUCUUCGGACUGAACCAGAUAAGCCAUUGUGGCCACUAGGAGCGGGGCUGUCCUCCAAGCUGUCACCGGCUGCCCCUUGCAGUCCACGGAGUAACCGGGGUCCUCACCAGGCCUGGCAGGACCAGGAUGCAGCCCCCUCUCUUCCCCCACGGCCCCACCCAACACCCCCACCUGUGCCAACGUCCGGUCUGACUGUAGAGAGCCGGAUGCCAGCUGACCCUGGGCCCGAGGUGGGCAGCGGAUGGCCGGGCCUCCUCAUGUCCUGCCUGAAAGGCCCCCAUGUCAUCCUCAAAAUGGAGGCCAUGAAGAUUGUCCACCCUGAAAAGUUCCCUGAGCUCCAGGCGGCCACCCCCUGCUUCCCACCUGCACCCAGGCCAACUCCCACUCUGGCACCCAAGCGUGCUUGGCCCUCAGACACAGAGAUCAUUGUCAACCAGGCAUGUGGGGGGGACAUGCCUACCUUGGAAGGAGCACCCCACACUCCACCCUUGCCAAGGCGGCCCCGCAAGGGCAGUUCUGAGUUGGGCUUCCCCCGGGGGGCACCAGUGGAUGAGGUCAUUGUAAAUCAAUAUGUGAUUCGGCCCGGCCCAACAGCCUCUGCAUCUUCAUCAUCUGGGCCGGUGGUAGCAGGUGAGCCCCUGGAGUGCCCCACCUGUGGGCACACAUACAACGUCACCCAGCGGAGGCCCCGAGUGCUGUCUUGCCUGCACUCUGUGUGUGAGCAGUGCCUGCAGAUUCUAUACGAGUCUUGCCCUAAGUACAAGUUCAUCUCCUGUCCCACUUGCCACCGUGAGACUGUGCUCUUCACUGACUAUGGCCUGGCUGCGCUGGCUGUCAACACGUCCAUCCUGAGCCGCCUGCCACCUGAAGCCCUGACGGCCCCAUCCGGUGGCCAGUGGGGGGGUGAAUCCGAAGGCAGCUGCUACCAGACCUUCCGGCAGUACUGUGGGGCUGCAUGCACUUGCCAUGUUCGGAACCCACUGUCUGCCUGUUCCAUUAUGUAGUAUUCACCUGCCCACUGCUGCCUGCCGGCCCUUGCUCGCCGCUUCUUCAGGGAACUGGCCCUGUCCUGUUGCCCGCUGACCCUUUCUUGCCCACCGUGGCUUCUGGCCCUACCCCGUGUGGCAUUGUCGCUACAGCCAACUUUGCCAUUAAAACUCUUUGCCAAAGUUUGCACUUGUUCAUUGACUGAAGGUUACUCCUGUGGGCUGUGCUGGGCCCAGGGCAGGUUCCUAGGGCUGUAGUCCAAACAGGGUCUAACUGGAGCUUCUAGAAGGCGACCCAGCUCCACUCAAGGUUGGCCUACUCUGCUUGUUGAAGGCCAAGCUGGGCCAAGGGUGCUGCUCGGGUCUGGGACUGGCUAUGGACAUAAUGUUAAAG